This is a messenger RNA of Plectropomus leopardus (leopard coralgrouper), 3668 nucleotides long. It is a transcript of the gene mark4b, whose product is annotated as MAP/microtubule affinity-regulating kinase 4b. Gene Ontology annotation, biological process: intracellular signal transduction; protein phosphorylation; microtubule cytoskeleton organization. The record is from RefSeq and is a predicted model, not a curated record. Gene Ontology annotation, cellular component: cytoplasm. NCBI's taxonomy places the organism in Eukaryota, Metazoa, Chordata, Actinopteri, Perciformes, Serranidae. Gene Ontology annotation, molecular function: tau-protein kinase activity; ATP binding; protein binding.
UUUUAUUACCGCUGACGUCCCUCUGCCUCCCUCUUUCUCCUCUCAAUGUGUUUUUCGGAGGAAGAAUCCAGUUUUUCUUACGCCUUCUUCGCAGGAAAAAUAACUGUAAUGUUUCCGGGGAGCCGCUGCUGCUGCUCACCUGGGCGACUUUUCAUUCACCGCGAAAGCCGUUGGAACCAAACCGACUGAGAGGAGCUAAGGGCGGACCAGGCUGGGAGGAAGAGCCGGAGACUUGACUGGGAGGCUGCACAUCCGCCACUGCCUUUAAUCCAACCGCAGUUUGCCAUUGAUUUGUCUCCUUGGCUCCGGACAUAUCUCGGUGUCUAGAAAUGCGGUCUCAGACGGUUCCUGGUUGUUUUUCCGCGACUAUUUCAUCGUGGGAGCCUCCGCUUUGACACACAGAAAAAUCAAUUUAGCUAGCUAACAGGAAAACUCCCCCUUUUUCUGAACUCCGCGGUGGUCGCAUAGCUUUCUCCUUUUUUACCUCCAUCAGUUGCCUCAAUGGUUAUUUUCUUUUGUUUUUCACCACAAGACGGCUGAAAGUACCGGGAUUGUUUUAUUAACAAGCCAGUCUGUGUCCACCGAAAUGGUACGAUAGCGUCUGGAAGGAUUGGGGGAAAGUGACAAGCUAAGUGGGGAGGGGGGUUCAGUCUGGGCUGUUUUUUUCCUUCAGAUGAGGCUGGAUUGUUACCAGUCAGACAUGAGGUGGAUGUAGUUUGUUUUUUUACGCAUCAAUUUGAGCUGGAUCACUGUCUUGGUGAUCUGUGCUGCCUUCACGGACUGUGACAAUGCGGAUUGUAUGAGAAGUGUUAUUUUCUGGUGUGACUGACAACCAGAGGGUGUUGUUUUUUUAACCCAGCGUGAACACAAACCCACUUAUUUAUUUCCUCUUGGACGACGAAGCGCACUCAGGGACGAAAAUGUCUUUACGCACGGCACUGCCUGGGAACGAGCGGAACCCGGACCAUCAUACCUCCCUGUCGGCCAGCCGCUCAGAGAAGGGUUCUGGCUGGUCGAGCCGUUCGCUUGGUGCCCGAUGUCGUAACUCCAUCGCCUUGUGUUCGGAUGAGCAGCCACACAUCGGAAACUACCGGCUGCUCAAAACUAUCGGCAAGGGCAACUUUGCCAAGGUCAAACUGGCACGACACAUACUGACCGGCAGAGAGGUGGCAAUUAAGAUAAUCGAUAAAACACAACUCAACCCAACCAGCCUUCAGAAGCUGUUUCGAGAGGUACGCAUCAUGAAAUCUUUAAACCAUCCCAACAUAGUGAAGUUGUUCGAGGUGAUUGAGACUGAGAAGACUCUUUACCUGGUGAUGGAAUAUGCCAGCGGAGGCGAAGUGUUCGACUACCUCGUGGCCCACGGCAGAAUGAAGGAAAAAGAGGCCAGAGCCAAAUUCAGACAGAUUGUGUCGGCGGUGCACUACUGUCAUCUGAAGAACAUCGUUCACAGAGACUUGAAGGCGGAGAACUUGCUACUAGACGCUGACUCUAACAUCAAAAUAGCCGACUUUGGCUUCAGCAAUGAGUUCACUGCUGGCAGUAAACUGGACACAUUCUGCGGCUCCCCACCCUACGCCGCUCCAGAGCUCUUCCAGGGGAAGAAGUAUGACGGUCCAGAGGUAGACAUCUGGAGCCUGGGGGUCAUCUUGUACACACUGGUCAGCGGGUCCUUGCCCUUUGAUGGACAGAACCUAAAGGAGCUGCGGGAGCGUGUUUUGAGGGGAAAAUAUCGUGUGCCCUUCUACAUGUCAACAGACUGCGAGGGAAUCCUGCGUCGCUUCCUGGUCCUCAACCCUGCCAAACGCUGCUCGCUGGAGCAAAUAAUGAAAGAUAAAUGGAUUAACAUCGGCUAUGAUGGCGAUGAGCUGAAGCCCCACACGGAGCCACAGGAGGACUUAGAAAAUACCAGCCGCAUUGAUGUGAUGGUUGGGAUGGGCUUCACCAGAGAUGAGAUCAGAGAGUCACUGAUUAGUCAGAAGUACAAUGAGGUCACCGCCACAUACCUGCUGCUGGGACGCAAGAAUGACACGGAGGCCACUGAGUCUCGGUCGGGCAGCAGUCUGAGUCUAGCUCGAGUCCGAUCCAGUGCCAUCACCAACGGAACCAGCAAACACACCACUUCCUCCUCUGGAGCAACUUCUUCAUCCUCUGGCCACAAGGCACAGCGCAGUGCCUCCACUUACCACCGCCAGAGACGACACUCUGACUUCUGUGGUCCAGGAAUUCCAGGGUCAACACACCCGAAACGGAGUCCCAGUGGUGUAGGCGAAGGUGCAGGGCUUAAGGAGGAGCGGCUGACAAGCCGCAAACCAAGCACCAGUACUGUUGGUUCCCGUAGCAUCCCGACCCCCUCCAGUCCCAUGGUUAGCUCUGCUCACAACCCAAAUAAGGCUGAGAUACCAGACCGCCGCAAGGAAGUCAACACAACCACAAAUAACAUCCCUGCCAGUGCCAUGACUCGAAGAAACACGUACGUGUGUACAGACCGAUCCAGCACUGAUAGACACACACUGCUGCAAAAUGGGAAGGAAAACAGUUCCUUAUCCCACCGCCUGCCCCCCGCCUCACCCUCAACCCACAGCAUCGCCGGAGCCUCUGGGACCUCUUCCUCAUCCUCCACACCCUCCUCCCGCCUCUCCAGGGGAUCCACAGUGCGGAGCACCUUCCAUGGAGGGCAGAUUAGAGACCGACGCCCUCCUUCGCAUGCUCCCCCAGCUUCCCUGACUCCGUCCCAUGAUGCCAGCCCGCUGCCCCAUGCCAGGACCCGGGCCACGACCAACCUGCUCAGCAAACUCACCUCCAAGUUGACUCGCAGGGUCACAGACGAACCUGAGAGAAUCAGCAGAUCUCCGGUCACAAGUCGCCAUCUAUCUGGGCAUCAGAAAGCGGCCGAGCCCCGGACCCCCCGAUGCGGAUGGGAUGUGAGAGUGCGGAGCCCCCGCGACCCGGCCGAGGUGGUGCUAGCACUGCGUGAGGCGGCGCAGGGCUGCGGCUGCCAGGUCCACCUGGCCGGGCCUUUCCUCCUGUCCUGCACCCACGGAGCAGCCGGCGCCCGCGUGGCCUUUGAGGCCGAGGUCUGCCAGCUGCCCAGCGGGCUGGGCCAGAGCAGCGGUGUGAGGUUCAAACGCCUGUGGGGGGCACCGUUAGCCUUUAGAGACAUCGCCACCAAAGUGUCCAAGGAGCUGGAGCUCUGAGGGCGACCGGAGGCGGGGCAGAUCGAAUAACAGACAGGACAGGCUGAAGAAUGAGGAGGGAUGAGGAAGAGGAGAAAGAAACCAUCUCCUCCUCCUCCUCCUCCCUGGGCUCCACCUCAUCUGAUGCAUCUAGCGAUGCCUUGCCUCCGCUAAAGACCCUCCUCUCCUGAUGCCACCAAUCACAGCCAGACAAACGGAUGCACAGACACGGAUAGACCGCCAUUGGCAGACAAUGACCCUUGACCUUGGAGCUGUCAGUGACCUACGACCCCUGCUUGAAACACACCACCACCUCCAUAUUAUGUGAGCCCAUGGGUCAGGUUGUUUUUUUUUUCAUGUUUGAUGAUGAUGAGAAUGAUGUUGCUGAGAAUGAUGGAGAUUGAUGAUUUGUUGACGUUGUUUUUCCUAUUGUAUCAUAUUUGUUGUCAUCAUUCCUUUUUAAAGAGCUGCUAUUUAAAGAAACGUUUGUAA